Molecule: messenger RNA, 2333 nt
Organism: Erinaceus europaeus (western European hedgehog)
Lineage: Eukaryota; Metazoa; Chordata; Mammalia; Eulipotyphla; Erinaceidae
Gene: ENPP5
Product: ectonucleotide pyrophosphatase/phosphodiesterase family member 5
Exons: 4
Coding region: 198-1631 (477 amino acids)
Source: RefSeq, a predicted model, not a curated record
GGUCUGUGCAGGUGUGCUGCUGCGGGUUCUAGGGGCGCCGCUGGCGCCACUGAAGCCGCUAUUGCCCCAGGUCUACGGGAACGUAGUACCUUACAGGCCCUCUUUUUUUUUUUUUUUUGCCUCAAGCCGCAGGCUGAUGUGACUGACGAGAUCGCUGAGGGGAUUAUCUUACACUGAACUGAUCAGGUACUUUGAAAAUGACUUCAAAGCUUCUCUGGAUGUCCUUCGUACUUGUUGCAAUAACAUCUUCAAUUACAUUUUCUCUCCAACCAGACCGGCAAAAAGUCCUACUGGUUUCAUUUGAUGGAUUCCGUUGGGAUUACUUAUAUAGAGUCCCAACACCUCAUUUUCAUUAUAUUAUGAAAUAUGGUGUUCAUGUGAAGCAAGUCAAUAAUAUUUUUAUUACAAAGACUUACCCUAACCACUAUACUUUGAUAACUGGCCUCUUUGCAGAAAGUCAUGGGAUUGUUGCCAAUGAAAUGUUUGACCCUAUUCUGAACAAAUCUUUUUCCUUGGAUCACAUGAAUGUUUAUGAUUCUGAGUUUUGGGAUGAAGCAAUGCCAAUAUGGAUCACAAAUCAGAAGGCAGGCCAUACUACUGGUGCAGCUAUGUGGCCUGGAGCAGAUGUACAGAUACAUAAAAGUUUUCCUUCAUACUACAUGCCUUAUAAUGAGUCCAUCUCAUUUGAAGAUAGAGUUGCCAAAAUUAUUGAGUGGUUUACAUUGAAAGAGCCCAUAAAUCUUGGUCUUCUCUAUUGGGAAGACCCUGAUGACAUGGGCCACCAUUUGGGACCUGACAGUCCACUUAUGGAACCUGUCAUUUCAGACAUUGACAGCAAGCUAGGAUAUCUCAUAGAUAUGCUGAAAAAGGCAAAGUUGUGGAAUGUUGUGAACCUAAUCAUCACAAGCGAUCAUGGAAUGACCCAGUGUUCUGAGGACAGGAUAAUAGAACUUGACCUAUAUCUGGAUAAAGACCUCUACACCCUGAUUGAUCAGUCUCCAGUAGCAGCCAUCUUGCCCAGAGAAGGGAAAUUUGAGGAAGUCUAUGAAGCGCUAGUUCAUGCACACCCUAAUCUUACUGUUUAUAAAAAAGAAGAGAUUCCAGAACGAUGGCAUUAUAAAUACAACAGUCGAAUUCAGCCAAUCAUAGCAGUGGCUGAUGAGGGAUGGUAUAUUUUACGGAAUAAGUCAGAUGACUUUCUGUUAGGCAACCAUGGCUAUGAUAAUGCCUUUGCAGAAAUGCAUCCAAUAUUUUUAGCCCACGGUCCUGCCUUCAGAAAGAAUUUCACAAAAGAAGUCAUGAAUUCCACAGAUCUGUACCCACUGCUGUGCCACCUCCUCAAUAUCACUGCCCCGCCACACAAUGGGUCACUCAGGAACGUCCAGGAUCUGCUAAGUUCGGCAACUCUGAGGGCAGUUUCUUAUACACAGAGUACCACAGUGUUCCGUGACACCAGCAAAUCAAGAGAAUAUGAGCAAGGCCAGCCAUAUGCUUAUUUCCUAGGAAUCUCUCUAGGGAGCAUUAUAGUUAUUGUGUUUUUUGUAAUUUCAAUUAAACAUUUAAUUCGCAGUCAGAUACCUGCCUUUUCAGAUAUGCAGUCUGAAAUAGCUCAACCAUUAUUGCAAGCCUAAUGUUACUUUGAAGGGGAGAUUUGUAAUGAUGCUAGUGUUUAAAGGUUUCAAAUUCUUAGAAGCCAGUUUUAGAUGUUUGCACAGACCACUCAGCAGUUAUAUACAUGUAAGCACAGUCUAACAUAUACACAUAGGUGGGCCAAAAUGCACAUACCUACAAAGGAUUGAACCUGUGGAACUAUGUUCUACUAUUCUUUUUAGCUUAGGAUUGGAUAAGAUUCUGCUGUAUUUGGAUUUAGCUCAUAUAAUGUAUAUAUUUAGCAACUUUGCACUAUAUAAAGUACCUUAUAUAAUGCACUUUACUCUCCUAGUGGGUACUUUUAUGUGACUUGCACUUUAAUAAUAACUAUGUCUUAUAAUUUAAUUGAAAAACAAUUUUUGUGCCCAUGUCAUUAGAAUACUCAAUAUUCACUGGUAAAUGAAUGAAAUCUGUAAUAAUCCCUGAGUAAGAAAGACAGCUAUCUUUAAACUGGGGGAGCAAAAUGUAAGUGAAAUUCAUUUAAGUAUAAUCUACCUUUGUACACUGAAGUUUGAAAAGAUAUAUGUCCAAAGGCAGGGCACAUCUUUGGGCAUUCUGUCACAUGUAUUUCCUAAGAAUGUGAGUUUUCAUUUUACUUUUCUUUCCAAAAGAGAUUGAAAUACUGAGAGAUUCAUUCUAAACACUGCUUCUUUUCUGUAAUGAAUAAAAUCCCAUUACUUUUA